Messenger RNA from Dictyostelium purpureum, 1227 nucleotides. RefSeq lists its product as uncharacterized. The coding region runs from base 290 to 943 and encodes 217 amino acids. The record is from RefSeq and is a predicted model, not a curated record. Gene Ontology annotation, molecular function: protein kinase activator activity. Gene Ontology annotation, biological process: positive regulation of protein phosphorylation; signal transduction. The transcript is spliced from 3 exons. Lineage: Eukaryota; Evosea; Eumycetozoa; Dictyosteliales; Dictyosteliaceae. Gene Ontology annotation, cellular component: cytoplasm; nucleus.
CUUGUUUUUUAUAUAUUAUUAUAUUAUUUUUUCAUUUUUUUCCAAUCAUUUUUUUAUAUUAUUUAUUAAAAUUUAAACAUUAUCAAUAUUAAUAUUUUAAUAUAAUAAUUGUUGUUGUAUAGUCUUUUGAAAAAAAAAAUUCUUUUAAAAUUUUUUUUUCCCAUCCUUAUUUAUAUAAACCAAAAUAACUUAAUAUAAAUAUAGUUGUAUUAUUAAAGAAAAUUAUUGUAAUUUAUAAAAAAACACAAACACAGAUAUACAGACAGAUAAAUAGAUAAAAAAAAAAGAAAUGUUUAAUAAGAUUUUUAGUAGCGACAAAAACAAAACAUUCAAACCAAAAAAGGGUUUUAGCAAAGGGACAAAAAGACACGAUUUACAUAAACAUGCCAAAGCAACACUUGGUUCAGGUAAUUUAAGACUUGCUGUUUCACUCCCAGAAAGAGAAGAUUUAAAUGAAUGGCUUGCAGUUAAUACUGUUGACUUUUUCAAUCAAAUAAAUUUACUUUAUGGAUCAAUUACAGAAUUUUGUACACCAAAAACAUGUGAGGUUAUGUCAGCAGGACCAAAAUAUGAAUACUUAUGGGCUGAUGGUGAAUCUGUCAAAAAACCAAUUAAAGUAUCCGCACCAGACUAUGUAGAAUAUUUAAUGACAUGGGUACAAGGUAUUCUUGAUGACGAAAAUAUUUUCCCAUCUCGUGUCGACGUACAAUUCCCUAAAAAUUUCCAAUCAAUCGUUAAAAAUAUCUUUAAGAGAUUAUUUAGAGUUUAUGGUCAUAUUUACUAUUCCCAUUUCACAAAGAUUGUUUCAUUAGGCGAAGAAGCUCAUCUCAAUACAUGCUUUAAACACUUUUAUUUCUUCAUUGUAGAAUUUAAUUUGGUCGAUAAAAAAGAAAUGCUUCCACUUCAAGAUCUUAUUGAUAAUUUAACUAAAAGCAGCACAUAAUAGCAAUAGUAACAUUCAUUUUCAUAAUUUAAUAUUAAAAAAAAACUAAAAUAAUAACAAAAAAAAAAAAAAAAAAAGAAAAAUUAAAAUAUCAAGCUCUUUUAUUUUUUUAUUAAAUUUUUAAAUAAUAAUCUAUUUCUCUUUAUUUUAUUUUUAUUUUUUAACAAUCAGUUAUUCACAUAAUCAAAAUCAAAAUCAAAAAAAAAGAUAUUAUUAAAAAAAUUUUAAAGAAAAAUAGAAAAAAAUAAAAAAUAAAAAAUAAAAAACCAAUUUUAAAAUUGAUU